Messenger RNA from Fonsecaea monophora, 672 nucleotides. RefSeq lists its product as hypothetical. Gene Ontology annotation, molecular function: ATP binding; protein kinase activity. Gene Ontology annotation, biological process: protein phosphorylation. The transcript has a single exon. The record is from RefSeq and is a predicted model, not a curated record. The coding region runs from base 1 to 672 and encodes 223 amino acids. NCBI's taxonomy places the organism in Eukaryota, Fungi, Ascomycota, Eurotiomycetes, Chaetothyriales, Herpotrichiellaceae.
AUGAGCAUGACCCUCCUCGGUCGAGGAGCCAACGGUACCGUGUACCAAUUGACACCCUUUAUUGCGGUCAAGAUAGCACGUACCGGACCUUAUGAAGAAAUAGACCAUCUACACGAGCAAAAAGUCUUUGAACUGCUGGAAGAGCAAGACCGAAUACCCUUUCUGAUCGAGAGUUUCUACCGGACACCGUUGAGCACAUUCCUGGAGCUUGCCGACGAGGGAAGCGUCGCUCAACAUCUCAACCGGUAUCAAGAGCGGCUCGGUCCGCAGGUUCUUCGAGUCACAGAGCACCUUGAACCUCUGACGAUUCGACGGUGGAUGGCACAGUUGUGUCUCGCGGCUGCGGGACUUGAGAGAAUCGGUCUGACGCACGGAGACAUUCGCCCGCACAACAUGCUCCUCGAUAAAGAGUGGGACUUGAAAUUGAGCGACUUCGACCGCGCCAUAGGGAUGGGGGAGGAUAUCCCAGUAUUGACAGAGCCAUUCGGACGACGUCUGCACGAUGGAGAGGACGGCGUCAGUGGUACUUAUGGCAAAUCGGGUGCGCACACAGAAACCUUUGCCAUCGGAUCUGUAUUCUAUACCCUCCUACGUGGACACGAGCCGUAUGAGACUGAACGAUGGGGCCGUGACCACGAUAUUAUCCUGAUGGACAAGUUUGAGAACAAAUAA